UUUUCUAAAGCCCAAUUAACCCUUUUCUCUUCUGCAGAACCGCAUGCACGAGUCUCUGAAGCUCUUUGAUUCCAUCUGCAACAACAAGUGGUUUAACGAAACCUCCAUCAUCCUCUUCCUCAACAAGAAGGAUCUCUUCGAAAGCAAGAUCUGCAAGUCACCACUGUCCAUCUGCUUCCCCGAGUACUCUGGUCCAGACACUUACUUGGAGGGAAUAGACUACAUCAAGUGUCAGUACGAGAGCAAGAACAAGUCGCCCAGCAAAGAGGUGUAUGCCCAUGUGACCUGCGCUACAGACACCAACAACAUCCAGUUUGUCUUUGAUGCUGUCACUGAUGUCAUAAUAGCUAAUAACCUUCGGGGGUGUGGCUUGUACUGAUAAUUCAGGAAAAUGUCAGCCAAUUGAUACAGGAUGCUUGUUUACCAGUUUGUACCACAUAGGAUGGACCUUAUUUGUCAUUUCACGAUAUGAUAGGUAGUGCUUUCCCAAAAGGCUGGCUAUUGGUCCAACUUGACUCUUAAACAAUGAAUUAGUUGAUUAAGACUUCUUUAAAUGUAUUUGCCUUUUUUACCUAGAAAGGAACCAACUGCAGUAACUGUGCAGAACUCCUUCAGUCAUUUCUACAGGGAUACACCGUUCCCAUCUGAGACUUGCUUGUACAUACAGUAGUGCCUUACUCAAAGAACUAGAUUGAUUGCUAGUUAACUGCAGCCAACAUUACAGGUUAACUAGCAGUGCAACCAGCUGUUAUCAUGAGAAUCACUCCUCUACCACAAUGUAUUCUCCAUACAUUUUCAUUUAAACGCCUUUGCAUGGGACUUGUGCCUUAGUCACAUGGAGGGCAGAUGUAAAACUGUACUUAAUCAGGUCAAGUUGAAUUAAAACUCAGUUUAUGUUUGAAAGAUGCUCUUAGGAUUAUUAUUGAAUGCGAUAUUUAACUCUGGACACGGUUAUGUCCAGCUUACAAAGAAGAAAUUCAAAGCAAGAAAAACUGAAUUUCUGUAGGUGUUGUGCAAAGUAGCUUGUGUGUGAGCCUGCUGCAUUAUUUGGCAUGGAUUGUGUUAUUUGUUUUCUUUUGUUAUUGGGAUGAGAUGCACGUUGUCUGACUGCAUUUGUUGAACUUAGCUGUGCCCUGUAAACCACGGAGCUCCAAAAUAAUCAUCAAAGUACUCAAAAAGAUAGAACAGCAUACAUUGUAGAAUUGUUAAAUGAAGUCAAACUUAAUUAAUUAUGUCAGGUGAAUAUGAAAUUCACAAUUAAACAUGUUUUUUUUUUAUAUUAUAGCCUUUGCUGAGCCUGCUAACAGGCUUGGACUGUCACUGAAAGACAAAUACAGUUUCCAAAUAGAGAAAUGUCCAAAAUAAGAAUGAUAAUAACACAUUAUAAUAACUUUAGUUAAAGGUGGGGUGGGUCAUUUUGGAGAA
Notothenia coriiceps (black rockcod) is the source of this 1425-nucleotide messenger RNA. Its product is annotated as guanine nucleotide-binding protein G(o) subunit alpha-like. Gene Ontology annotation, cellular component: cytoplasm; heterotrimeric G-protein complex. Gene Ontology annotation, biological process: adenylate cyclase-modulating G protein-coupled receptor signaling pathway; G protein-coupled dopamine receptor signaling pathway. NCBI's taxonomy places the organism in Eukaryota, Metazoa, Chordata, Actinopteri, Perciformes, Nototheniidae. Gene Ontology annotation, molecular function: GTP binding; corticotropin-releasing hormone receptor 1 binding; G-protein beta/gamma-subunit complex binding. The record is from RefSeq and is a predicted model, not a curated record. Bases 44 to 379 code for a protein of 111 amino acids. The transcript is spliced from 2 exons.